Messenger RNA from Rhopalosiphum maidis (corn leaf aphid), 2792 nucleotides. RefSeq lists its product as uncharacterized. The record is from RefSeq and is a predicted model, not a curated record. The transcript is spliced from 6 exons. NCBI's taxonomy places the organism in Eukaryota, Metazoa, Arthropoda, Insecta, Hemiptera, Aphididae. Bases 227 to 1882 code for a protein of 551 amino acids.
CACUGCAGUGUGCAGUGCGUUUCGAUUCUGCUAGUCGCGUCGUCGUCGCAGCCGUCGUCUACGCCACCCGAUGUGCGGGACAAGUUGAUAAAUGAUAAUAAUAAUUUUUACACGUCCGCCGUGCGAAUCCGUGACACUGUCGAAUAGUUGUGUGCGCGCAUCGUGGUGACCGCGGCGAUCGAUUGACCAGAAACAGAAACGUCGCACGUUUGAUGUGUCCUUCCAUAUGAGUUGCAAACGAGAUACCAUGGCUGAUAUAAUGGUACAUUCGGCUGAUAACUCUCCUCGGCGUGAGGUGUAUCGAUGUGGGAUGCUCUCACCAGUACUUGGUCCACGUAGUAGUUUUCGUAUGAAUAGUGAACUCAAACAUAGCCGUAGUGAUGAUCUAAUAUUACAAGGUGCUCCUUAUACUCCACCUGAUAUGCAGCAUGGUAUUAGUGAUGCUGCAUUUCAAAUUCAAAAAGAUGCAUGUGUGGUGUAUGACGAUGAAGUUAAUGAUCAUAGAAUAUCUGUGGCUUGCUAUGAAUCUCCUAUCGUUGCCCCAGAAUCAAAUCAAACACCGCUAUUGAAGUUAACUGGAGAUUUUUCAUCAGAGGGUGCUAAUAAAAGAUGUAGUGUAAUUGAUCGCAUUGACCCAGAAGAUAGCAUUGGUGAUAUCAUCUCUCAAAAUGACUUUUACAGAUUUGUGUUGUUCAAACGUCACUACGAAAAGUAUCUUGAUAUAUCUCGAAAAUACGAAGAAGCUCGAAGCUUGGCAUACUAUUUGGAAGAAAAAUAUCAUGAAAUUAAGGCAGAACGUGACAGUUUAAUUGACACGCACCACGAGCUAGAAAAACAGCUGGUGACCCGGGACUUGGAACUGCACGAAAAAGAAGAAGAAUUAUUUCUGCAGCUAGAAAAGGUGAUUCGAUUAGAAGAGGAUUGCGAGAAAUUGCGCAAUGAAAAAGACAAAAUGGUCAAGUGGAAGGACCGUUUGGAACGUGAGAAAAAUGAAGCGUACAGGCAGCUGCGGCUACAGGCUGAAUCGUCGGAAAUCACUAGGCGCAACUUGGAAAGAGCGCGUAUGGACGCGUAUAGACAGUUUUCGGAGAUCGCAGCCGAAAAGGACACCCUUGAAAAAGAGAACUCGAGGCUUAAAGAAGUGUUGGAGGAUCUCGGGCGGAAAGCCGACUUGUAUCACACCAACAGCAGACAGGCCAGUCAAAAGGCCAAGCGCGUGUCUGGUCUGGAACGCGAAGUAAACGAACUAAAGUUGAUGGCCAAACAGUCAGCCACUCUGAACAGCCAGCUGCAGAAAGGUAUGAAACACUUGGCUACAUGCAGGCGCAAAAAAUGUUCCGUUUGUUCGUAUACCAGAGCUACCUUUGGAGAGUACACGUCAAGCAGACACGGGGAGAAGACUUCGAGAUUCAUCGGAGGUUGUUUCCCACUCGACGAGCUUCGCCGUUCCUCCGACCGGAUGUCCGCGUCUGACAUCGAACUGGAGUGCGCAAAACUCGCCGAACGCCUGUCGGCGUGCUCGUUCCCGCACACGCCGCCGUCGACGCCAGAACGGUCGGUCGCCAGUGGAUCGCUGUCCCGGUUCGUAUCGUACAUCGACGACGCGUUCUCUUCGGCCAGCGAUGAUGAAGACGUCUGUGGUGACAUCGGAGGCCGACCAGCUAAAUGCACCGGAAGCGGAAGCCGCCGCCAGUUCUCUUCAGAUUCUGGAAUCUCGUCGUCGUCAGCCACGCCAACUGAUCCGAACAAGAUAACUCCGGCUUGUAGCAGUCAUCGCCCAUCGUCUUCCACGUCAUUCAACCGUUCCGCCAAGUGGACUUCUUCGUUCAGGAAGCUUAUCAGACGCGUGUCUUCCAAGAAGCACGUCGACGAGUCUCAGUAAAAAUAAUAAUAAUGUAAUAUGUGCACGCAACCAGAUAGGUUUGGAAAAGUUUUCCGUCAAAAGUAUUAUCUACAUCAUCACGUGUAUCGUUAUUUUUUUUUUUUAAUUUUAGUUUGUUUAUAUUAUUAUUAUUAUUAUUAAUUUAGGGGAAGUUAUUACUGUUGAUAUACUUAACUGGUGUAUCAAAUAUCUCGUUUAUCAUUACUGGGGGGGAGGGGGGUUGAUAGAAAGACGUGCCUGUACUCACGAAAACUAUUUUUACGAAAUUUUAUCAACGCCGUCGUUGUUCACUCGGAGUUUGUUUGCGCUACUUACACUAAGUCUAUCUUCGUAGAUAUAUAAUAUUAUGUGGGUAGACUAGCCGAUAGGUACGUAGAGGUAGGUGCUUAAGUCUUGAUUUUUCGUGUGAUGUACCUACGUUACAAUAUACUAAUAUCAUACUUAUCUCUCGCUAUUUUUAUUGUUUUUAUUACGAUUUUUAAUUUUAUUUUUUAACUUACAAUAAUUGCAGUAUUAAUAUAUUUACUUUAUCAUAUCGUUAAUAUUCAAGAAAACUCAUUCCUAUUUAACGAUAUUAUGUUAUUCCUAUGUAUCUUUAAUAUUAAAUAAUGAAUUCUUCAAUUUUUUUUUUAUCAAUUCUAUACGCUUACUUGUUAUUUAGCAAUAUUUUAUUUAUGGCAGUGUUGCAUUUAUAUUAUAUAACGAUAUCUAUUAAGACAAUGUUUGUAUACUGACGGGGAUCAGGAGUAUAACGGAUGUUUAUUAAAAAAGACAUUUAAAUAAGUAUUAUUUUAUUAAUGGUCCUAUAUAUUACACACGAUGUAAUUGGUUAAUUUAAUAAUUAUUAUAUUUUACUGUAGAUUGUUUUUUUUUUUUUAAACCAAUAACGUUGUUUGCCUUAGGCUUUACU